Messenger RNA from Microthlaspi erraticum, 600 nucleotides. Lineage: Eukaryota; Viridiplantae; Streptophyta; Magnoliopsida; Brassicales; Brassicaceae. The record is from the annotation of a GenBank genome assembly.
AUGGAGUCUCUGCUGACUACCUUGAAGUGCAAGCUCUUUUCAUUCUCUCUUGGCGACAAAGCUUCAAGAUGGUUGAAGUCUCUGCCAGCUCACUCCAUCACCACUUGGGAUGAGUACAAGGCUGCAUUCAUCAACCACUUCUACACCAACAAGAUCAAUUUCUGUGAGAAACAAGAUCUCCACUUUCGCCAAGGCAACAAUGAAUCUUUCUAUGAGGCGCUAGAUCGAUUCAAGGAGUACAUUAGGGACUGCCCUAAUCAUGGUUUCAAUGAGGGAAACCUAUGGAACAUCUUCUAUCGUGGCAUAGACCACAAGUACAAGCUUUCAUUGGAUACUGCAAGCAAUGGAAACUUCAUGACCAAGACUGUUGAUGAAGCUAAGGUUCUUAUUGAGAAUCUUGCAGCUAGUGAUUGUAACAAUUGUCCUGAUUAUGACCGCUCAAGCCGCACCACUACUAGCUCCCCUGAUUCUUUUCAAAUGACUGAACUCAAGAACAUGAUGGCUCAAGUUCUUAAGGGACAGCUCAAGCAUAUCAAUGCAAUAGAAGGGAUGAGUGAUGCUAAUGAAGACAUCAAGAGAAUGCAUGGGAGAUUUCUCUAA